AUGAUAGCUCCCGAGCUGGAGGAGAAUGAACCUGUUCAAGAGCUCCUUGGAUACGCCUUCUCUUGUGCCGCCGCGCACAACCAGAUCGAGAUCAUGGAGCUCCUGCUGUACCCCGCACCAGCAACCACUAGCGCCUCCAAUUCGACUGUGGCUCUGUCCAAGGAUAUCCACGAGUGCUUGCUGUACGGCAUGUGCAGACAGGAAAAGUAUUUUCCCCGCAGACCACGAUUCCAGUGCUGCAACGCAUUGCGCUAUCUCGCCUACGCUGCGGUCGUGUGUGUCGAGCAGAACGCUCUGCAAGCGCUCGAGCUCCUUGUCAAGGAGCAGGAUCUACCGACACCUGAACUGCUUGUGGACAUGGAUGUGGAGCGCUGCUUCCGUUGCGCCCUGGAGCUUGGCAGUGACUUCCACGCGCCCGCUCCUGAAGCUUACCGUCCAAUACUCAUGAUGCUCUUGCACCGGUAUCCGAUGCUGCUACUACGACACGUCGAUGGAAAACACGAUCAAGAUGCGGGCUCAUCUAGCAGUAGAAACACCAGGGACCACAUGGAAUCCUUACGCGCGAGCUUGAUGUACGAGUACGUCACGAAUCCCCAGCAGCAGCCACCAAUCGAGUAG
Molecule: messenger RNA, 618 nt
Organism: Phytophthora sojae
Lineage: Eukaryota; Oomycota; Peronosporomycetes; Peronosporales; Peronosporaceae
Exons: 2
Coding region: 1-618 (205 amino acids)
Source: RefSeq, a predicted model, not a curated record